GUGUCGCCAGCCCAGCCUCCCAGCUCCUGAAAUUAGCCGCUGCAGACACUGCUCUCCGGGCACUGGGUGAGGAGGCGGCUGGCAUCCCUCGGGCCCGGCCAUGGAGGAAAAGGACCGCGCCUGCGGCUCCACCUGGGAGCCCUCACAGGGCAAGAGCCCCCCGGACUCACCUUGGUCAUGGAUUCCAAUAAUGAGAGACCCUGGAUGGAUUCGAAAUGUAUGGUCUUCAAACAUUAAUGCUCAAACCAUGAAUUACGUCGGGCAGCUGGCAGGCCAGGUGUUUGUCACCGUGAAGGAGCUCUACAAGGGGCUGAACCCUGCCACCCUGUCCGGAUGCAUUGACAUCAUCGUGGUCCGCCAGCCCAAUGGGAGCCUGCACUGCUCCCCCUUCCACGUCCGCUUUGGGAAGAUGGGGGUCCUGCGUUCCCGAGAGAAGGUGGUUGACAUAGAAAUCAAUGGGGAAGCAGUGGAUUUGCACAUGAAAUUGGGAGAUAAUGGAGAAGCAUUUUUUGUUCAAGAGACUGAUAACGAUCAGGAGGUGAUCCCCGUGCACCUGGCCACCUCCCCGAUCCUGUCGGAAGGAGCCUCGAGGAUGGAGUCCCAGCUGAGGAGGAGCUCCGUAGAUUGGAUGAGAAGCCUGGACCCCAACACGUCAGCCCAGGUCUUAGCUCCCAGCGAGACCCCUUCAAGUGGCUCUUUAGUGAAGAAGCGAAGGAAGAGGAGGAGGAAGUUGCAGCUGGACAGCCUGAAGCGGGACGACAACACGAACACGUCCGAGGAUGAAGACAUGUUCCCCAUAGAGAUGAGCUCGGACGAGCUGCAGGACAGCAGUAGAACUCUUUCUAAUGAUAUACCUCCAUUCCAAGGAGAUAUCCCUAAGGAAAACCUUUCCCCAGUCAUGACUUACCUUCAGUCAGCAUCUUACCCGAAUUCCGACAGAGAGUGGUCACCUAGUGCCAGUAGCCUGACAGAUUGCAGGGGGAGCCCCCCUCGUCUGGCAGCUGCGGCUGAGGGCGGUCUUUCUAGUUCUUGCCCUCCACAGUCUUCCCACUUCCACGCUUCGGAAAGUCCUUCAGUUUCCCGACCUUCAACACCUAAAAGUGAUUCGGAAUUGGUCAGCAAGUCUGUGGACAGGACAAUGCAAAAGGAUAAUCUAGAAAUGCUCUGGCUUUGGGGAGAAUUGCCCCAAGCCGCAAAGUCAUCUGCACACAAGAUGAAAGAGUCCAGCCCGCUGAACAGUAGAAAAGUCUGUGAUGAGAUGCACUUUCAAGCCAUCCACAGUGAAUCUUCAGACGCGUUUAGUGACCAGUCACCGACACUGGCUGGGGCGUCUCCCGUGCAGCCGCUGUUGGAGCAGAACAAGCCGCAGACGGAGAUUCAGUUCGCGAACGAAGAAGACAUUGAGGCCUUAGGAGCUGCAGCGCCCCCGUUGCCUACGAUUGAAGAGUCCAAAGCCCUCUCCGCCAGUGCUGCCCCCACAGCCAGCAAAACGGAUUCGCCUUCUAGGAAAAAGGACAAACGGAGCAGACACCUUGGUGCCGACGGCGUCUACCUGGAUGACCUCACAGACAUGGAUCCUGAAGUCGCCGCCCUGUAUUUUCCCAAAAACGGAGACCCUUCUGGGCUCACAAAACACGCCAGCGACAACGGAGCCCGCUCAGCCAACCAGUCCCCGCAGUCUGUGGGCAGCUCUGGCGCUGACAGUGGCAUGGAGAGCACCUCGGACAGCCUGAGGGACCUGCCGUCCAUCGCCAUCUCCCUGUGCGGCGGCCUCAGCGACAACAGGGAGAUCACCAAAGAUGCGUUUUUGGAACAAGCUGUGUCAUAUCAGCAGUUUGUGGACAACCCUGCCCUCAUUGACGACCCCAAUCUUGUGGUGAAGAUCGGGAAUAAGUACUAUAACUGGACGACGGCGGCACCUCUGCUUCUGGCGAUGCAGGCCUUCCAGAAACCUUUGCCAAAGGCCACGGUGGAAUCUAUCAUGAGGGAUAAGAUGCCCAGAAAGGGAGGAAGAUGGUGGUUUUCAUGGAGGGGAAGAAACAGCACAAUCAAAGAGGAAAGUAAGCCAGAGCAGUGCCUAGCAGGAAAGAGCCACAGCACUGGGGAGCAGCCGUCACAGCUGGGCAUGGCCACCAGAAUAAAGCAUGAGUCCUCCUCCAGUGAGGAGGAGCGCGCGUCCGCCAGGCUGCCCAGCACGAGCCGCCCCCCGCUGCUGUCCAGCGUUGGCUACAAGAAGACCCUGCGCCUCACGUCAGAGCAGCUGAAAAGCCUGAAGUUGAAGAACGGACCCAACGACGUGGUCUUCAGCGUCACCACACAGUACCAGGGCACGUGCCGCUGCGAAGGCACCAUCUACUUGUGGAACUGGGACGAUAAGGUUAUCAUCUCUGACAUCGACGGAACCAUCACUAGAUCAGAUACUCUUGGCCACAUUUUGCCCACCCUUGGGAAGGAUUGGACCCACCAGGGCAUCGCCAAGUUGUACCAUAAAGUGAGCCAAAAUGGGUACAAGUUCCUCUACUGCUCCGCACGGGCCAUCGGGAUGGCGGACAUGACGCGGGGCUACCUGCACUGGGUCAACGAGCGGGGCACGGUGCUGCCCCAGGGGCCGCUGCUCCUCAGCCCCAGUAGCCUCUUCUCCGCCUUGCACAGAGAAGUGAUCGAAAAGAAGCCAGAGAAGUUUAAAGUCCAGUGUUUGACAGACAUCAAAAACUUGUUUUCUCCAAAUACAGAACCCUUUUAUGCUGCUUUUGGAAACCGACCAGCUGAUGUGUACUCGUACAAGCAAGUGGGCGUGUCUCUGAACAGGAUAUUCACCGUCAAUCCCAAAGGAGAGCUGGUGCAGGAGCACGCGAAGACCAACGUCUCCUCGUAUGUGAGACUCUGCGAGGUGGUCGACCACGUUUUCCCCUUGCUGAAAAGGAGCCAUUCUUCAGACUUUCCCUGUUCAGAUACAUUCAGUAACUUCACCUUUUGGAGAGAACCACCGCCACCCUUUGAAAACCAGGACGUUCAUUCUGCAUCAGCAUAGUACGUUCCGGGCCACUUUCUGGCAUCCUGUGGAGAUCAGGCGCCCCCAUUAAAGGAUAGGUUUGGGAACCUGCAGUCAUUUGCUUAAGAGCAGAGGAGCAUUUCUCUCCCGGUGCCCCUGGCCGGGGUUGACAUUUCUAAGCGAUGUGUACGUCCUAGACAGGGCGUCGGGUGCGUCCCUGGUGGGGAGGCCAUGCCCGGUUGAGGCUUCGAGCCUGUGGCAGCGCUGCCCUCCCCAGCCUGCUGCAGGUGGGAGCGGUUAGUGUGCAAGAUGGGCUGUGAAGCGGGGUCCCUGUGAUGAUGGGAUCCAAGGAGGGGCACCAGGUGUGCACGACUUCUGGGAGAGUGGGGGACACAUCUGUGCCACGUGGAGGGCUGUGCAGGGUCCCGUGACCUGAAUCUGAGGUCUCGGAAGGGACUCCAAACCCCACCGUUCUGGGCCUUGACCUUGCGGAUGUCCCCUUGUGGUGUUUGCCGACCCGUCUGAUGGUUUUAAUUCCUCUGGUUAAAGCUAACCUAUGUAACUGGCAUAUUUUCCCCUACUUUUGUGGCACAAGGCUGGAAUAUUUAUGCCUUAACGCACCCGUGGCAGAUGUUUUAUUUCGAAUGUGCUUUUUCCAGCUUCCUGUACCUCUGCGAUGCCUUAAGUUCAGAUUAUAGGAAAUAUUAUUAGGGCAGUAUUUCGAAUCAGUUCGACACUCUGCCAGCAACCUGUCUGGCAACGCGCUGCUGAAAACGUGGGCUCGCGCAGAGCUUACGCCAGGUGGUGACGGUGUCAGUUUCUUUUGGGAGCUCUCGACAGAAACUGGUUGGUUUUAAGAAAAUAGUUUGAAGAAGUUAAAUUAUAUUCUUUGUAGAUAGUAUUAUUUAUUACCUUACUCUGAUUGGGUUACUGCUGUAAGCAUUUUAGCCACGUUCUUUCUAUUAUAACUGUCAGUAAUACAUUAAAAAGAUAUACGUGUUAGACCAUCCAAAGAGCCUUAUUCUGUAAUUCUCACAGCACUGACCUUCUUUUGGAAUUUAUGAGUCAUACUUUUUAUUUCCCUUAGCUUUUCCCACUCAGAUUUAAGGGCAAGUGGAUAAGUAGUCAUUUGAGUGACAUUCGUCAAGCCGGUAGAAGAUGAUUCUUUUACUUGUUUGUUAAAUUGGCCUGUGGAGAAGAGAAUAAUUUGAAAAGUGAAAGAAUUAUUUUGGUACAAGAUUUCGCUUUUCGAGCUCUUAUUUUGUUAAAGAGCGUUUUACUCCGGUGAUUGAGAUGCUCUCCUAUUUAAAUCGCAUGGUUAGAGUCCUGGAGGUACACAGUGAAACAGUUGAAUGCAGUUUUACUCUUUCUGUGAAAGAAAACCCAGAGGCGUUGCCUCCCCUGUCGCCGGUGGGCUCUGCUGGCAGCGGACGCCUUUCCCGAGCGGUUCGCGCGGCCACCCAGAGAAACGCAAACACCUGUGCGUAGCUGGUCGCAGAUUCGCGGAGCAGCACACGCCUCAUGUGCAGAUGCCCUUUUGGAGGCAUUAAAAAUGAUUUAAAAUAGUCCUGGCUUAACCUGGGCUAGCCAUUAGUGACCUUCAGAGGCUACCUUCAUUCUUUCUGUCACGAGGGUAUUUUGCGGUGAACUUUAACUGCUGUGAACUAAGUAGAAGGCGACCAGCUGUAGUCCUCUCGCAAGAGCAUGCAACUUUGGAACCCCCAAUUUUGAUGCACCCUAAGCUUCCACGCCACUGCCCUCUGAAACAGAGCACGCCUUCCAGAAAGUCGCACUCGGGUCUGUGUCAGGUUCAGUGUGUGACCCCUGGAGAGGCAGUGACAUUCACACCUGCCUCGUGGCUUCGGAAAGCGGGAUUUGUGCCCGGGCCGUGCUCACGCAUGUGCGAGCUUGUUUAUCUGUGUUGACACAACCGUAACUCAGUGACCCCAAAGCCACGUGCUAGGAUGCUGUGUUUGGGCCACGCAUUUCAGAGUUGCCUGAUGGAAACGAAUCCCUCCAUCGCGACAAGUCAUCAAACAUUCAUCACACGUGAUGAAGAAAAGUAUAUGUCCCUGGUACAUUGGAGAAAAUGAUGACACCUUCAAAGAGGAGUCCCUUUUCCAUUUUAGGUUUGGAUCGCCACUUUAAAUAUAUUUUAUUUACGAUGCUUGAUCUGUAUUUGUGUAUGCUGGUACGAUGACAAAAAUCACUGUAAUACUUCAUUGCAUUGUGCUGGAUGCAAAGCUAGGAUGUAUUGUAACAAACGAGACAAAUGACAGACUUCCCUGAGAAUCAGGCGUGUGAAUUUUAAAUAGUUUUUGGUAAGUUAUUAAGAUGCUGAUUUCCUACUGUGUGAUAUCAAGCAUGUUAUUUUCUACUCAGUAAACAAAAAAACGAAACCCUUAAUGCUGUGAACUGUUCAUUCAAUAUUUGGAAUAAAAGAGCCCGUCUCUUCUGAUG
Lagenorhynchus albirostris (white-beaked dolphin) is the source of this 5452-nucleotide messenger RNA. It is a transcript of the gene LPIN1, whose product is annotated as lipin 1. NCBI's taxonomy places the organism in Eukaryota, Metazoa, Chordata, Mammalia, Artiodactyla, Delphinidae. Gene Ontology annotation, biological process: positive regulation of transcription by RNA polymerase II; cellular response to insulin stimulus; triglyceride biosynthetic process. Gene Ontology annotation, cellular component: nucleus; mitochondrial outer membrane. The transcript has 22 exons. Gene Ontology annotation, molecular function: phosphatidate phosphatase activity; transcription coactivator activity. The coding region runs from base 101 to 3031 and encodes 976 amino acids. The record is from RefSeq and is a predicted model, not a curated record.